AUGGAUGACCUUCAUCAACACAUCACUCCCCGCGGUCAUGGGAUAAACACUACCUAUGUUUACGAGUUCUCGAGAGGCCUUGGUGGGGUCAAUGUUCCCAGAGAUGUCAUAUUCACGCGAAUCAUCUACUGGUCUGUUAUUAUCGGAGCCCUGGUAGUUUUCUGCGGCCGGAUUGCCCAGAUCAGCCAUGCCUAUCUACGACAUAUUACCUCUUUGACGGCUAGUCCAAGACAGCAAAUGUUCUGGAGUGUCGAGGAGUCACGAUUGUGGGCAAAUAUCAAGAAGCACAUUCUCUACGCACCUCUGGGUCGCAAAAGACACAAUCGGGAAAUCCAGCUCUCCUCGGCCAUCAACGUGGGCACCUUGCCGUCGAGGUUUCACUCGAUCCUGAUUCUGCUGUAUGUGGCAAGUCAGGUGGCUUAUUGCUGCUUUUUGGAUUAUGCUGUGAACGAGAAAGCGGCCCUCGUAGCCGAGCUUCGCGGCCGGUCGGGCACUCUGGCUGUCCUGAAUAUGGUGCCUUUGUUCCUCCUCGCGGGUCGCAACAAUCCCCUGAUCCCCCUCUUGCACAUCAGUUUCGAUACGUACAAUCUUUUGCAUCGAUGGUUGGGCCGUAUCGUGGUACUCGAGAGUGUGGUCCACACAGCGGCUUGGGCGGUCAAUGCAUGCGACGAAGAAGACUUCUCUCGCAUGCUGGUACGACUCACCAGUACCCCCUUCUUUACCUGGGGCCUGGUUGGAACCGUCGCGAUGAUCUUCCUGUGCCUCCAUUCCCCCUCGCCGAUCCGGCAUGCUUUCUACGAGACCUUCCUACAUCUGCACCAGCUUGCCGCCUUCCUGGCCUUCCUCGGCGUCUAUGUGCACCUGGACCUGGAUAAGCUUCCCCAGAUCCCCUGGGCCCAGGCCAUUGGCGCUAUCUGGCUGUUUGAACGAUCAGCGCGGCUGUUCCGCUUGCUGUACCUCAACUUUUCACUCAAAAAGGGCACGACCAAACUGGUUGUCGAAGCACUGCCCGGUGAGGCCUGCAAGGUGACAUUCCACCUGCCCAAGCAUGUCCGCAUCAACCCCGGCGGUCACGUCUUCGCCUACAUCCCGAGCGUCUCCCUGUGGAUGUCACACCCCUUCUCAAUAGCUUGGGUCGAACCGAACAGUUGCGUGACUCCUUCAGCCGCGCCCGACAACGUCAUGAGCCCCAUAACCCCGUCGCUCCUGGAAAAGCAGAACCCCCUGGACCUCGACGACUACAUGAGGGGCACUCAACCCACCUCCGUCUCCCUCAUCGUCGGCGCCCGCCAAGGCAUGACCCGCAAGCUCUACAACAAAGCCCUCGCCGCCCCGCGGCAAACCCUCUACACCACCGGCUACAUCGAGGGCCCCUACUCCUCCCACGCCUCCAACAUGGGCAGCUACGGCACAGCCGUGCUCUUCUCCGCCGGCGCCGGCAUCACACACCACAUGCUUUUCGUGCGUGACCUCAUCAUCCGCGCCUCCGAGGGCCGCGUCGCAACCCAGCAGAUCUACCUCAUCUGGUCCGUUCGCAACACCGAACACCUCACCUGGGUCCGCGACUGGAUGGACCAGAUCCUCCGCCUCCCCGGCCGCCGCGAGAUCCUCACGGUCAAACUCUUCGUUUCCAAACCCAAGAGCAGCCGCGAGAUCGUCUCCCCCAGCGCCACCGUCCAGAUGUUCCCGGGCCGCUGCCGGCCCGACGUCGUCCUGAACGAAGUUAUCCCCAAACGCGUCGGCGCGACCAUCGUCUCCGUGUGUGGGCCGGGCGCCUUUGCAGAUGAAGUCCGCGCCGCGGCGCGGAAUAACAUCGGGAAGGGCGCGGUGGUCGAUUUUAUCGAGGAGGCGUUCACAUGGUAG
Messenger RNA from Aspergillus lentulus, 1863 nucleotides. Its product is annotated as ferric reductase family protein. Gene Ontology annotation, cellular component: plasma membrane. The record is from RefSeq and is a predicted model, not a curated record. Lineage: Eukaryota; Fungi; Ascomycota; Eurotiomycetes; Eurotiales; Aspergillaceae. Gene Ontology annotation, molecular function: ferric-chelate reductase activity. Gene Ontology annotation, biological process: copper ion import; iron ion transport; intracellular iron ion homeostasis.